Striga asiatica is the source of this 2273-nucleotide messenger RNA. The record is from the annotation of a GenBank genome assembly. NCBI's taxonomy places the organism in Eukaryota, Viridiplantae, Streptophyta, Magnoliopsida, Lamiales, Orobanchaceae.
GGUAUAAUUGAAAUAAAAGUAUUAGAUGUUCCUUAUUUAAUUUGUAUAUUGACUGUAUUUUUUGAAUUUACUUUUUGUAGUCUAUCAAAUUUCUAAAAUUAUUACACCACCUGGGAGAUAUAGAGAUGUAUAUAAAUCAAAUGCUGAUAUGAGUAACUUUUAAAUGUAAUACAUAUCAACCCUAUAUAUUAUUUUCACUAAAAUGGGCACUCAUGUUAUGAGAUUUACAUUUAUUAAUUAAAUAUGCCCCCUCAAUAAAUAGAUUAGAGUAUGUUAGUAUCCAGUUAUUUUGAUUAAAAAGUUGGCCAAUCAAGACUAUCUUAAUCAUAUCAUAGCUCACUAAUGUUUAUUUAUGAAGGUAAGGGUUAUUUUCAUUAGUGAAUUAUAAAAGUAUUCAAAUGAAGAUAGACAUUAGCUGUGACUGGAUUCGUGAUAAGGGGUUCAAUUGCUCAGGAACAGAAAAGAGCUCCUAAACUUGGGCUGGGCUGCACAAGAAGAAAUGGCUAACUAACUGACAAUGAAAGGUUUAUUGGGCUGGGACUGAAAUGGACAAAGUUCAGUACAAGUUUUUACUGCUAGUCCAUGGUAAUAUACAAUGGACGCAGUGUCCACAUCCACUCUAGGGUUUUAUCAAGAUUAGAUUAUCGCCUUCACAUGUCCGUCGGCCGCAUUCACAUUUAUGGUUUCAAUUAGCCCCUAAAAUCAUUUCUAUCCCUUUCGUCCCUUUUCAUGGAUUCCUGCUGCUAGAGCUUUUACUUUAUUCUUUGGAAUCUCAACUAUAGCCUGAAGCUUUAGAUUCUGGUGGUCUAUAUUGGUCAAUUCAAUUCAUAUUUGAAUUUGAGAAAAUGGCCACUUUAAACCCUUUUGGGCUUCUGGGUGAUGAUGACGCCGAGGACCCAUUGCAGCUUCUUGCUGCCCAGCAGAAAGCUGCGGCGCCAGCUCCAGCUAGGGCUCCUGCUCAACUGAAAAAAGGUCCGGUUAAAGCUCAACCGGAGGCUAAGUUACCGACCAAGCCAGCUCCUCCGGCACAGGCUGUGAGGGAGUCGAGGAAUGAAGGCCAGCGUGGAGGCCGUGGUGGGGCCCGCGGUGGCCGUGUAUACAACAGAGACACAUUUGACAGUGAAAAUGCAUUCGGGAACAGCACUGGUUUUUCUGGUGGCCUCAGCAAGCCUUCUGAAGAUGGUGAUGGCAGGAAAGAUUCUGCUGAAAGGCGGCCGUAUGGUGGGUCCCGUGGUGGCCGUCGUGGUGGUUUCAAUAACGGGGAAUUUAACGAUGGACGAAGGUUUUACGAGCGUCGAAGUGGGACUGGGCGUGGGAAUGAGUUCAAACGUGAGGGUGCUGGGCGUGGAAAUUGGGGGACUCCCACUGAUGAGAUUUUGCCGGAAAAUGAAGAUCCCACAAAUGAAGUGAAAAAUGUCGAGUCUGAAAAGGAAUCAGGGCAAGAUGUUGCUGGUGAUGCAAACAAGGAUGCUUCUCCUAAUGAAAAGGAAGAAGUUGAGUCAGAGGAGAAGGAGAUGACAUUGGAGGAAUAUGAGAAGGUACUCGAAGAGAAAAGAAAGGCAUUACUUUCGCUGAAAACUGAGGAAAGAAAGGUCAACUUGGACAAAGAACUUGAGUCCAUGCAACUUCUAUCCAACAAGAAGAAUGAUGAUGAAGUGUUCGUUAAACUGGGGUCUGAUAAGGACAAACGCAAAGAGGCUGCUGCUGAGAAGGCAAAAAAGUCCGUAAGCAUAAACGAGUUUCUGAAGCCUGCGAAUGGGGAAAACUACUACAGAGGAAGUGGGCGUGGGAGGGGAAGUGGCCGUGGUGGGUACGGAGGCCCAACCGUUCAUGACUUCCGGGCCCCAGCUAUUGAAGAUGUCGGGCAGUUUCCUUCCCUAGGUGGAAAGUGAAAAGAGGGCCGCAGCAAAAGGCCCACCACUCAAAUGGUCCCUGGGCCCUUCUAACGGGUUAAAAUUAUCGUUUGUUCACGUCUUUGUUGGGCUCAUUUGGCCCGGUGAGGCGCUAUUAGUGGCAUUGAGGUCUUUUAAAACUUCAGUAGUCGUUUCAGAGUGUAAAUUUAGAUGUAUCCCAGGGCAUUUGGUGCUUCAUGACUUUUGAAAUGCAUUAAAUACUUUUUUUUUUUUGAAAAAAAAAAACUUUUUUCUCCUUUUCCUUAUGAGUUGACAUUUGUAUUUCUCUACAUGUUCCAUUUGAGUCGGUUUUGUCAUAGAACAAUUUUUUUCUCUUUCUAAGUUUUAUGUAUUUGUACAGUUGUGCUGGCCUCAUGGUUA